Mesorhabditis belari is the source of this 366-nucleotide messenger RNA. The record is from the annotation of a GenBank genome assembly. Lineage: Eukaryota; Metazoa; Nematoda; Chromadorea; Rhabditida; Rhabditidae.
AUGCUUGUUUAUUGCUUGAUUAUGUCCGUCACUUCAAGUUUCAUUGUUUAUUGUGGUUGGGCAUUGAAAAAGAGUUUACAAGAGGAAGGUAAAAGCACAAAGACAAGAAAUAUGCAGAAAGAGCUUUUUAAAGCAUUGAUCUUUCAGUUACUUGUCCCACUCGCAACUGUUUAUUUUCCCGUUUCUAUCUUCUUUCUCGCAGCGUUGCUUGGUGUAGAUGGCUGGGAUACUGAGAUUAUCACUAUCAUGGAAACAAAUCGCUACUCUACUGGAGAGACGGCGACAAAAACGAGUCGAAAUCAGAUCGCACCUGAUGUAUCACAAAGCAAAGAAGCUUACUCGAAUGCUUCUCUUCGGGGAAAUUCU